AUGGCCCGUCGUCAAGCAAAGUCAAACAGCAAGAAGAAUGCUAGGCAACUUCCAAUAAUAAAGGAUCAAGGGAAGCCUCAAAGUAUCAAGAAACGGCGAGCUGUUCGCAAAAGCCUACGUUUAAAAGCAAUACAACAAUCUCACGAGCAAUCCUCAUCUAAAAGUAAUCAUAUCUGGAUUGUACGAACACUUCCGUCCCCUCCAACAAGCAACGUCCCCAAGGGCAGAAAAGCAUUACAGCACCCGCAAAUCCCCCGCAACCUGUCCACGUUCUCUCGAAAACGGAAACGAGGGCAAGAAGAGCAAGACGCCGGACAUCGCUCUCCUCCAGCUCAAGGCCAGCUUCCUUCGACGCGACUACGAACCAAGCCUUCAAGCUAUACUGCUGAAAGGGAAUUACAUCCGGAGGCGGUGACUGACAUCAGUGAGAACUGCCUUGAACCUAUCCAAUAUUGGAUUCAGACGGGGAGGUGGCAUAAAGUCUACUUCGAACAAGACAGCCAGGUCAGAGAAGAUUUUGAGAGGGGCAAGUCUCCAGAACAGUUCGAACAAAGGGAUUGGCAACGGGAGUUUUAUGCCAAAGAGCCGAUCGGACCAAUGCACGGUUUUCACCAAUUACAGCAUCUGUUUGCGAGGAAGAAGUCCUCGUCUUCCCUACGCCGCAAGAAUUCGGAAUCCAGCCUUCGGACACCCAGCGAUCAACUGCCGCGGGAAGUUAAAAGCGCUCAAUACAGGACCCUAGAGUAUGAAAUGGGUCUAGAGAAAAAGGGCAGCUACAUGCGCAAAUUUAAGGAUGGAUGCAAGCACGAGCAUUUGGAGGGGUUACUUUAUUCCGAGCAGACAGUCCCUCGGGACUCGCUGUUUCGUGAUGAUCUAUUCGACAAGACCUGUGAAAAUAUCCGAAACAGGAACGAGGCUAUGGUCAUUCGAGACAUCAGUUCGCUAAUUGUCCCUUCCGCCCAAACAUUAGCCACAUACGGCGCCACGCACCUCAAUCAUCUGUAUGAAUGCGUCAACGAAGGCUGGAACAGCGCAGUCCCUUUUCAUGGUGCUCGUCCGCAACCCGACUACUCCGUGGGGUUCGGGCGAUCUGCGUUCACGGAGGAACAACUCAAAAAGCUCGAACCUUUUGUGGGUGAGAUCGGGUCCAAGGCGUUCACCUACUUCACGGCCACAACGCGGAUGCACUUUCCCUUCCUUACCUGCGAGGUCAAGUGCGGCGCGGCAGCGCUAGACGUCGCUGAGCGACAGAACGCUCACAGUAUGACUAUUGCCGUAAAAGGUGUCGUCGAACUCUACAGAGCUGUGAAACGCGAGAAAGAGCUUCACCGGGAAAUUCUUGCCUUUUCAAUCUCGCACGAUCACAGGUUGGUGAGAAUCUAUGGCCAUUACGCUAUCAUCGAGGAAGAAAAGACCACCUUCUAUCGCCACCCUAUCCAUGAGUUCAGCUUCAUCGCCCUAGACGGCAAGGAAAAAUGGACGGCCUACAAAUUCACGAAGAACGUCUACGAUAUUUGGAUGCCGAUUCAGUACAAAAGGAUCUGCUCGGCUAUCGAUGAGUUGCCGUCUGACAUAGACUUGGACCUCUCACAGUCAGCUUCUUUCUCACAAUUAGGUUGUCAGAGCUCUCAGCUAUCAAACGCCGAGUCCGCAUGGAUGCUGGAGGGGGCUAACAGCCAGUCAAGCAUAGCUAGCUCGCAAGAAGUUACACGGACCAUCUCCUUUACUCAAACAACCGAGCGAGCAUCCAAGAAGCCAAGGAAUAAGAGUGCCGCGGGUCAGUAG
Letharia columbiana is the source of this 1785-nucleotide messenger RNA. RefSeq lists its product as uncharacterized. Bases 1 to 1785 code for a protein of 594 amino acids. The transcript has 3 exons. The record is from RefSeq and is a predicted model, not a curated record. NCBI's taxonomy places the organism in Eukaryota, Fungi, Ascomycota, Lecanoromycetes, Lecanorales, Parmeliaceae.